AGAAUGGAAGACCGAAAGGCCCGGAAACUGGGCAUAUCUGGCGAUGAUCACGAAAUAAUGCUACGCCUCGUCACUGCUAGAAAUGUACUAUGUACUUAAUGGGAGGCCAACGAACAAAAAACCGGGCUUAGUGACGUGCAAGGCCAUUAGUCAUGUUGUUCGGACGGAUCUUCAAAAACGUAUAGUAGGUAACUUUCCUCCUGCUGUCGGUGCAUUGCUUCGGUGCUGGACGGUAUUUUGAAACGUUUCGUAGUCUUCGUACGAUUUAAAGAAAAUGAGUGUGCAAAAGUUUGAAAUUCAGUUCGACAAUCCCACUUGUGUUUAUUAUGGCGGGCAACAAGUGUCAGGAAGUGCUACUCUCAUUACAACAAAAGAGAAGAAAAUACGAGGAAUAUGCCUGCGUGUCAAAGGGGCAGCAGAUGUACACUGGACAGAAAGUAGAUCAGUGACUGAUUCAGAUGGAAAAUCAGAAACUCAAACAGACACUUACUCUGCACAUGAAUUAUAUGCACAUAUGGAAAUUUGGCUGGUUGGAUCACCAUGUGGUGAAAUGAUGUUGCCUCCUGGAAAAUACACUUACCCGUUUUCUUAUACUCUUCCUCAUAACAUUCCUUCAUCCUUCGAAGGACUUCAUGGGCAUGUGCGAUAUACUGUGAAAGUAAAAGUUGUUCGGCCAUGGAGGUUCGAUUAUGAGAGUAAAGUUGCAUUCACUGUUUUAACCCCUUUAGAUUUGAACUUGGAGCCAGGCAUGCAGGAACCAGUGCAGAAUACUCAAGAAAAGUACUUAUGUUGUUGUUGUUGUCGCUCUGGGCCUGUUACACUAGUGGCUAAUGUACUCAGAGGUUUCGUUCCUGGACAAAAAAUAGAAGCUGUAGUGGAGUGUGACAAUGUAACCACUGAAGAAGUGUCUGUAAAUUGUUAUCUGGAGAAGGUGGUGAUAUUUAAAUCUUCCUGUGGAUCUACAAACCGUUGUCAGAAUACGGUUGCCAUGGAAAGAUUAGGUGUAGUAAAAGCAAAUGCCUCUAAUGCUUGGACAACAAAGUUAACAGUUCCUGUUUUACCUCCAUCAUACUUGAAGUAUUGUAAUUAUAUAGACAUCACUUACUUGUUGUGGGUUAAAGGUGUAAUUACUGGAUUUCACAAUUCUGUCAAUUUGCGUACCGAAGUGAUAAUUGGCACAAUACCUCUCAGAAAUUAUUUCCUAUCAAUAUUUUCUUCGGUUCCUGAAGUGCCUUCCGGUUCUGCUUCGCCCCAAGGAGAAGAAUCACCACCUUCCUUUGAAAGUGCUGUUGUAGCCCCUUCAGCACCUCCCAUGGAACCAGGAUCACCAUAUACGGAUUUACGUAAGUGA
Molecule: messenger RNA, 1351 nt
Organism: Gryllus bimaculatus (two-spotted cricket)
Lineage: Eukaryota; Metazoa; Arthropoda; Insecta; Orthoptera; Gryllidae
Source: the annotation of a GenBank genome assembly